Staurois parvus is the source of this 401-nucleotide messenger RNA. NCBI's taxonomy places the organism in Eukaryota, Metazoa, Chordata, Amphibia, Anura, Ranidae. The record is from the annotation of a GenBank genome assembly.
UAGUGACUGCGGGGUCCGGGGAGAGCGGAUAUAGUGAAUGCGGGGUCCGGGGAGAGCGGAUAUAGUGAAUGCGGGGUCCGGGGAGAGCGGAUAUAGUGAAUGCGGGGUCCGGGGAGAGCGGAUAUAGUGACUGCGGGGUCCGGGGAGAGCGGAUAUAGUGAAUGCGGGGUCCGGGGAGAGCGGAUAUAGUGAAUGCGGGGUCCGGGGAGAGCGGACAUAGUGAAUGCGGGGUCCGGGGAGAGAGGGGGAGAGCGGAUAUAGUGAAUGCGGGGUACGGGGAGAGCGGAUAUAGUGAAUGCGGGGUCCGGGGAGAGCGGAUAUAGUGAAUGCGGGGUCCGGGGAGAGCGGAUAUAGUGAAUGCGGGGUCCGGGGAGAGCGGAUAUAGUGAAUGCGGGGUCCGG